Peromyscus californicus insignis is the source of this 977-nucleotide messenger RNA. RefSeq names its product acyl-CoA binding domain containing 6 (gene Acbd6). The record is from RefSeq and is a predicted model, not a curated record. The transcript is spliced from 8 exons. NCBI's taxonomy places the organism in Eukaryota, Metazoa, Chordata, Mammalia, Rodentia, Cricetidae. Gene Ontology annotation, molecular function: protein binding; fatty-acyl-CoA binding. The coding region runs from base 1 to 849 and encodes 282 amino acids.
AUGGCCACCCCGUUCCUACCCGCGGGGGCCACUACGGGCGACAGUGGUGGGGAGCUGAGCUCCGGGGACGACUCCGGUGAUAUGGAAUCCCCCAAGACCCCGGAGUCCGAGGCGUCCGGGAGCCUGGCUGAGCAGUUUGAGAAGGCUGCCGCACACGUCCAAGGCCUGGUUCAGAUGGCCAGCAGGGAGCAGCUCUUGUACCUGUAUGCCAGGUACAAGCAGGUCAAAGUUGGAAAUUGCAAUAUUCCUAAACCAAACUUCUUUGAUUUUGAAGGAAAGCAAAAAUGGGAAGCGUGGAAGGCCCUUGGUAACUCCAGCCGUAGCCAAGCAAUGCAGGAAUACAUCACAGCAGUUAAAAAGCUAGAUCCAGGAUGGAAUCCUCAGGUAUCGGAGAAGAAAGGAAAAGAAGCCAACAGUGGUUUUGGUGGGCCAGUUGUUAGUUCUCUAUAUCAUGAAGAAACAAUCAGGGAAGAAGACAAAAACAUAUUUGAUUACUGCAGGGAAAACAACAUUGACCAUAUAACCAAAGCCAUCAAAUCGAAAAGUGUGGACGUGAAUAUGGAAGAUGAAGAGGGCAGAGCUCUGCUCCACUGGGCGUGUGACCGAGGACAUAAGGAGCUGGUCACAGUCUUACUGCAGUAUGAAGCUAACAUUAAUUGUCAGGACAACGAAGGCCAGACAGCCCUUCAUUAUGCUUCUGCCUGUGAGUUUUUGGACAUUGUGGAGCUGCUGCUCCAGUCUGGCGCUGACCCCACUCUCCGAGACCAGGACGGCUGUCUGCCGGAAGAGGUGACAGGCUGCAAGGCAGUUUCUCUGGUGCUGCAGCGGCACAGAGCUGGCAAGGCUUGAUCCAGAGACUAGAAAAGCACAGUCUGAUGGGAUAGGACUUGAGGAUGAAAGAAACUGCAGAACGAUACUUCCUUACCACCCAUCUUUGGUAUGCAUUGGCUAAUAAAAUCAGUUCUGAGGAACUGGGA